Chrysemys picta bellii (western painted turtle) is the source of this 1557-nucleotide messenger RNA. It is a transcript of the gene YIPF5, whose product is annotated as Yip1 domain family member 5. Gene Ontology annotation, biological process: regulation of ER to Golgi vesicle-mediated transport; endoplasmic reticulum to Golgi vesicle-mediated transport; vesicle fusion with Golgi apparatus. Lineage: Eukaryota; Metazoa; Chordata; Testudines; Emydidae. Gene Ontology annotation, cellular component: membrane; trans-Golgi network. The record is from RefSeq and is a predicted model, not a curated record.
ACUCGAAGGUCUCGGGGACAGCCGGAACCGCCGCUGCGCAUGCCCCGUCCCGCUUGAUCCGGAAGUGGUUCUUUUGUUUCGUGACACGUCGCACCGGAGGAGGGUGAGGGGCGGCAGCCGGGGGGAUUCUCUCAGCGCUGCGAGGAGGGGUUGCCAGAUAAUUUGCAAUGUCUGGGUUUGACAACUUCAAUACAGAUUUCUACCAAACAAGUUAUAGCAUUGAUGACCAGACACAUUCCUAUGAUUACAGUGGAAGUGGAGAACCAUACAAUAAACAAUAUAGUGGCUAUGACUACUCUCAGCAAAGUGGAUUUGUCCCUCCAGAGAUGAUGCAGCAACAGCAGCCUUACACAGGGCAGAUUUACCAGCCAACACAAACAUACACUCCAACUACAGCACAGUCUUUCUAUGGAAGCAAUUUUGAGGAUGAACCACCCUUACUAGAAGAAUUAGGGAUCAAUUUCGACCACAUCUGGCAGAAGACACUAACAGUGCUACACCCAUUAAAAGUAGCAGAUGGCAGCAUCAUGAAUGAGACUGAUUUGGCAGGACCAAUGGUCUUCUGUCUUGCCUUUGGAGCCACGUUAUUGCUGGUUGGUAAAAUUCAGUUUGGGUAUGUGUAUGGAAUUAGUGCAAUUGGAUGUUUAGGAAUGUUUUGCCUGCUGAACUUAAUGAGCAUGACGGGCGUCUCAUUUGGCUGUGUUGCUAGUGUCCUGGGAUACUGUCUUCUUCCUAUGAUCCUGCUUUCCAGUUUUGCAGUUAUAUUUUCUUUGCAGGGAAUGAUGGGAAUUAUUCUCACUGCUGGGAUUAUUGGAUGGUGCAGUUUUUCUGCUUCCAAAAUCUUCAUUUCUGCCUUAGCAAUGGAAGGACAACAGCUUCUAGUAGCAUAUCCCUGUGCUUUAUUAUAUGGAGUCUUUGCUCUUAUUUCUGUGUUUUGAACUGACUAUUCUGAUUACUGGACUUCAGUGGGCCAAACUGAAAAAAAAAAAUCAACUUGGAACACUUAAUUGGACCAGCAAAGAUCUACGUCGCUGCUAUCAUGCAAACUUAACUCUUGAAUUGUCUGAUGGAGCAAUGGAAACAAACAUGUCUCGUUCACUUUUAUAGGACUCUUGAAUACUGUUUGAAUUGACCUGCAGUGUCUAUAGCUUUAAGUGUUCAUGCUUAUACAGUUAAAAAUGUAAUGUUUCUUUACCAUUUCUACAGCCUUUAGAAAAGUAACUUCGGGGAGUUUUGGGAGGGUUGGGGGCGGGAGAAGUGGGGUUGUAGUUAUAUUUGGUAGGUUCUUAAUCAGCAAAAGUAAAUGAAACUACAGACAUUGCAGUCUUUAUUCAAAAAGAAAAACAAUCUUUGGCCAACCCAAUUCCUGUCACCUCUAUUGCAAAGAGUUUCUCAAGCAAGUUGAAAAUUGCAUAUUUUCUGUAUUUUAACAAAUACUCUUUAAGCUGUUAUUUAUACAAUGUGUUGGUAUUUCAGAAUUCAAUAUGCAAUUUAAAUUGUUUAAUUUGAAAACAAAUCCUUUAGUCAAAAGUAUACAAAUAAAUUUGAGACUUGAAA